UCCCGUUCGCUGAGGAGAGAGAGGAGGUGCAUGAUGGAUCCCGUCCCACUGCUGCUCAUCAUCGUCACAUCUCUGCCAGUUUGCUCGGCAGUCUACUCUGGGCCCCUGCAGCCCGAGAUCUCCAAUGGCACUUUCCACCAUUUCUUCGUCCCGGAUGGAGAUUACGAGGAAACAGAAGAUCCCGAGAAGUGCCAAAUGCUGUUUAAAUUUUCAGACUUGUAUCCAUGUGGGGCCUUAGAGGACAGUGACUCUGUGGUGCGGGAGGACUUCGUUCUCACAAAGCUGCACGCAGAGGACGCGGCGAGGCUGCUCGAGAGCAUCGGCCGGACUGUGGCCCAGGAUCUGGACGGAGAGGACAGCUACGGGAAGUUCCUCCGGCGGGAGCUCUCCCAGAUCAGCGAGGCAUUUUCAAACGUGGACAAGUCUCUGGUGGAGCUGGAGGGGAAGUUUAAACAAAGUCAAGAAAGCGAGCUGAGAGAAGAGCAACAGCUGAACGGGCAUGUGGUGAAACAAGUGAGUGACAUUAGGGACGCUCAGAGGGAAACCACCGACAUCUCGCUGGGCCUGAAAGAUAAACAUGAGCUGCUGUCUCUCAUCAUUCGCAGUCAUGGUACCAGACUGAGCCGCCUAAAGACUGAAUAUCUUAAUGCUGGAUCUUAGUGGGGCUAUGGCUGCUUAAUCGGUGUGUGUGUGUGUGUGUGUGUGUGUGUGUGUGUGUGUGUGUGUGUGUGUGUGUGUGUGUGUGUGUGUGUGUGUGUGUGUGUGUGUGUGUGUGUGUGUGUGUGUGAGAGAGAGAGAGAGACAGAGAGAGAGGGGACCCUCCAGUUCAUUAAACAACUGGAAAGUUUAUUGUGGCUUAUGAAUAUCCUUCUUAAGUAUUUGAACUUCUCUGACCUUUGGUUGUUCCCAUUCCUUGGAGCUGUGUCACUGAAGGGAGCUCUAACAAAAAUAUCAGCACAUUCCUCUGAGUCAGAAUGGAACAAAGAAAAGUAGGCAUAAAUUAUGUCUGCAAGGAACCCUCUGUGCCACCUCUUAGAAGAAAUCUUAUUCAGAAGCAAGAGUAUGAAAAUAAAAACCCUCUAAAUAGAUUUAUUGUCAGUAAAUAUAUAUAACUCUGUAUGAUUUUAACUAUGCUGUUUUAUGCUAUUAGGCUGAUCUAAUCUAACUGAUCUAAUAAAUAUU
This is a messenger RNA of Archocentrus centrarchus (flier cichlid), 1182 nucleotides long. It is a transcript of the gene fibina, whose product is annotated as fin bud initiation factor a. The transcript has a single exon. Lineage: Eukaryota; Metazoa; Chordata; Actinopteri; Cichliformes; Cichlidae. Bases 31 to 660 code for a protein of 209 amino acids. The record is from RefSeq and is a predicted model, not a curated record.